GGGGAGCACCAUGCUGAUACCUUCUUCUGUAGCUUGAUGUAAUUAAUUUUCCUCUUCAGUUUAGUUAUUUAACUGGGACCCAAAUCAUUGGGCAUUUGUUGAUGGCUUGUUUACAUUUAAUUAUUUUUUUGUGUGUUUAAUUUUUUUAAAAAGUUGCUGGAAGAAGAAAUUAUAGGAGAAAGAAAAUCAGUUUUGGUAGCAUGCUAAUUUUUUAAUACUAAUUCUAUGUCAUCUGACAGAAAUUUAGGGUGAAAAACAAGUAAUUCAGCCAUAUAUAUUGGUACUUAUUUGCCAGUAUGAUUCAGUCUUUGUAUCAGAUGAGAGGAAUGAAACUUACUUUCAUUGCUGGAAACUACAAAGAACUUGCAUAGAGAAAAAAAAAAAAAAGCUGUGAUGUGCAGUGGAACAUACUUCUUGGCAUUUAUUUUCAUAGAGUAUGAACAUGUCUGUACGAGAAUAUUUAACUGUAUGUUACCUAGAGCAGUUUAUCAUUUUAAAAGCUAUUGCUUGAGAAUGACUAGAUCUAAGAAGUUCUUGGCUGAUGUUUCUCUGUAAUGAUUAUUUAUCUAGUAUGGUUUCUCUGCCAUAGACUUCACCUAAGCCUUAAAAAUAUGUACUUAAUUGUUUGAAUGAACACAUUCCUGUGUAGCUUCUCUUCUCUUCAAUACGACAACAGUUUUGUGAAAAGUCAAGAGGAUGACUAAAAAAUUAGAAAAUAAAAUUUUGUGAUUGUUGCUUUUUUAGAAAGUGAUUUAAAGAAUAAUUUUUAAAAACACGAAACGUCUCUUUCUCACCCGGGGGUAAAAUAGUAAAAGUUGCAUUUAUAAAACAACAAGAACAGUUGGGACUUGACUGAGGAAAAAUGUACUGAAGAGUGUGUUUUUGUAUUUUGGAUUAUGAAACUACCAAAUAGCUUUCAGACCCCCAAUGGACCACUCAGCCUGUACUCCAUUUCACCAUGGCCUUCCUCGCUGCCGCAGAUGCAGACUUUUGCUUCAACCUGUUCAGAGAGAUGGACAGCAAUCAAGGAAGUGAAAAUGUGUUCUUUUCCUCUCUGAGCCUCUUCACUGCCCUGGCCCUGGUUCGUUUGGGUGCAAGGGGUGACUGUGCUUCUCAGAUUGAUAAGGUGCUUCACUUUAAUACCUUCUCAGGACACGGGCACUCUGCUGAUACUCAGCAGCCAGGACUCCAAUCUCAACUGAAAGGAGUUCUGUCUGAUAUAAACACAUCCCACAAGGAUUAUGAACUCAGCAUUGCCAAUGGACUUUUUGCAGAAAAAGUAUUUGAUAUUCGAAAGGACUAUAUUGAGUGUGCUAAGAAAUUAUAUAAUGCCAAAGUGGAAAGAGUUGACUUUACAAAUGAUGUGGAAGACACCAGAUAUAAAAUUAACAAAUGGAUUGAAAAUGAGACCCAUGGCAAAAUCAGGGAUGUCUUUCAUGAAGGUACCAUAAGCUCAUCUGCUGUGAUGGUGCUGGUGAACGCUGUAUACUUCAAAGGCAAGUGGGAGUCAGCCUUCACCAAGAGCCAGACACAAAAUUGCCAUUUCAGAUCCCCCAAGUGUCCUGGGAAAGCAGUGGCCAUGAUGCAUCAAGAACGGAAGUUCAAUUUGUCUGUCAUUAAAGAUCCAUCCAUGCAGGUUCUUGAGCUCAGAUAUCAUGGUGGUAUAAGCAUGUACAUAAUGCUGCCGGAUAAUGACCUAUCCCAAAUUGAAAACAAACUGACUUUUCAGAAUCUAAUGGACUGGACCAAUCCAAGAAAAAUGAAAUCUCAGUAUGUCGAAGUGUUUCUACCUCAGUUCAAGAUAGAGAAGAAUUAUGAAAUCAAGCACUACUUAGAAGCCCUAGGGCUGAGAGCUAUCUUUGAUGAAUACAGAGCUGAUCUCUCUGGUAUAGCUGCAGGAGGCCGUCUAUAUGUAUCAAAACUGAUGCACAAGUCUUACAUAGAGGUCACCGAGGAGGGCACAGAGGCCAGUGCUGUCACAGGGAGCAACAUCGUAGAAAAGCAGCUGCCUGAGUCGAGUGUGUUCCGAGCUGAUCACCCAUUCCUAUUUAUAAUCAGGAAGGAUGACAUCAUCUUGUUCAGUGGCAAAGUCUCUUGCCCUUGAAACUACAAUUGGUUUUUAUUAGAACAGAAGCAACAACAUCAAGGAACCACCACAAGGAAGUAGAUUUAAGUUUAAUUGGAAGCAUGUGAUGACUCCUUUAGGUUUACUUCCUUCUAACAUUGAUCAGCAGAAGAUUUGGGUGACUUGACUUGACCUGGUUGAUUGUCCUGAUCUUGCUCUUAGCAUUUCUACCGCCAUCAGGCCCACCUCUUUCUAAUUUCAUUGUCUUUCUAUCCACACUGAUUUCUACCAGUCUUCACCAUGGCCACUUGCACAAAGAUCUGGGUAUACUAUCUGGGAACUGUGGAAUGCUCUACCUGUAAUGUUAGAGUAGUAUGUAGAAGCAGCCCUAGGGGUAUUUUUUGAGACUGUAGUUAUCACAGAUAUUCUAGUUUCAUUGCAAAUAUCUAGGAAGAAGAUCCAGCUGCUGGAAAUAAGUGUCAAGGAUAACUUUUCCUGCUGAGCUAAGAAGACAUCAGAAUUGACUUUUCAUAUAUCUGGUUUGAAAUUAGUAUCUAAUCUAGAUGCUAAAAAUUAUGGAUUUAGGAUUGGGAACCAGCAAAAUAUUUCAUCAAUAAUUUUGAGUUGACACCUUUCAGCCUUUCCUUGGUAGAGAUUUGAUGUGUACAUAGCUUUUCAAAUAUUAAAUUAGUGUCUUUUAACUUUUGCCAUUUGUUUAUAGCAUAUUAUUUCAUAUGAUGUGUAGUUUGUUCUUUUUCUUUAUUUAUCAGAAUAAAGAAAUACAAAAUAAU
Molecule: messenger RNA, 2856 nt
Organism: Cervus elaphus (red deer)
Lineage: Eukaryota; Metazoa; Chordata; Mammalia; Artiodactyla; Cervidae
Gene: SERPINB7
Product: serpin family B member 7
Exons: 8
Coding region: 959-2104 (381 amino acids)
Biological process (GO): negative regulation of endopeptidase activity
Molecular function (GO): serine-type endopeptidase inhibitor activity
Source: RefSeq, a predicted model, not a curated record